AUGACGAGCAUCAUGGCAACCAUGGAGAUCGUCCUGGGAAGGAACCCAGCAAUGCUGAAGUUUGCGGCGUGGUUCAUCAUCUGGAUGAUGUCGAGCAUUGUCUACUUGCCUGUGUCCAUACCAAGCUUCUUCUCGUUCCGCAUGAAGUUCCAGAGUCACCAGCUGAUGCUGAGUCAGAUGGCAAAUUUCGAUGUCCGUGCUGCCAAGUGCACCGUGCAUGCUGACCGCCUGGCAAUUGAGCAUCAGGUGACGGAGCUUUUUCGUUUCCGUGACGAGCUGCAUGCUGAGGAUUGGCCCCCAAGCUCUACCGAACAUGGCGAAAUCUACCUUCAAAAGUGUCACCCCCUGGAACAGAGUGGAUCUGAUCCUUUGGGCCGUUUCAACGAGUAUGUUCGAGGGCCGUUGCGUGAGUUCGUGAUCGCGCAGAUAGGCAACGAGCUGUACGUUCCGUGGCGCAUAUGCCUGGUGGCUUUCCUGCCUAUGAUCUUCUACAGCUCAGUGAACGUCCUGGGCUGUGACAAUGGACCAUGUGAGGAAUCUGCCGAGCUGGCUGGCUACAGCUCAGAGCGCGUGUCAGUGUCCAAGAAACGCAAGCCCGCCUACAAACGCAGCUUUGACAUUUACACAAACUGUAUCGGCGGCCACGAAUACAUGCUCGUGCAAACUGUGGGAUGGACGCUCUGCAUCCUAGCGGCCUUCCCUCUGACCUACCCGACACUCCUCCGGAUGGUCCGGUUCGUGUUGUCGCAUGGACAAGGGCCGUUGCAACUCGCUGUGGCUUUCCUGUGCUGCCCGUUGGCUUAUCUCUAUAGCUACCUGUGUGGAAGUCUUAUUUGGGGCUCUCUUGUUUCCUUGGUGGAGAACUACUCGCGAGUUCAGCUUGGGCUGUUCCUGGUGAUCAUGGUCUUCCUUGCCAUCCAGGUCUCGUGCCUUUUCUCUACCGGCAGCAAGCACGAGCAAGCGUCGGCGUCGUGCCGUUGCACGCAGCGUCAGGAGACUGCGUAUGAGUUUGCAGGCCUUCGUCUGCCCUCGUAA
Molecule: messenger RNA, 1035 nt
Organism: Symbiodinium natans
Lineage: Eukaryota; Dinophyceae; Suessiales; Symbiodiniaceae
Source: the annotation of a GenBank genome assembly